Molecule: messenger RNA, 617 nt
Organism: Penaeus monodon (black tiger shrimp)
Lineage: Eukaryota; Metazoa; Arthropoda; Malacostraca; Decapoda; Penaeidae
Product: protein C10-like
Biological process (GO): post-embryonic development
Source: RefSeq, a predicted model, not a curated record
AGGAGCCAUUCAGUUCGAGCAUGCCAUGAAGAGCCUGGGACAAGAUGACCCCGAGAUAGCGAGACUCCACACUCAAGUCCGAUCGUACUUCCUGCCGGCCGUCGUCAUUCCUCCUUCAGGUCACCCUUGAGCGGGUGGCAGUGCAAUAGGAUUAGUUGAAAUGCAGUUGAGGAUUUGCGGUUUUGUGACUGUCAAAGCCGGUUGACAAAAGACUCCAAAGUGUACUUCUUUACGGAAUGAUAUCAUCAGAUUCACUCGAGGAGUGGAUGUAUGUAAAUGCGAAUCUUUGUACUAGUUUCCUUGAAAGCAUGCAUAGUGAAGAUUCCUUUAAAGGAUUUGUUGUAUUUUGCCGUUGCGGCCUUUUUACACCUUAUUUAUUAUUCCUCUUUUAUCAGUCUAGUUUGACUGUUAUAUUUUAUGUUUGAAUAUACCCUACUAAAGGGGAUGGAAAUAUCGCGCAAAGUGUAAUCAGUGUCCUGUUCAAAGUGAUGUAAUAAACAAAAUUAUACAAAACCACACCAUAUUAAAUCCACAAAAGCACACACGCACACACGCACACACACACGCACACACACACACACACACACAAAACAACCGCACACACACACAACACACAC